Laccaria bicolor S238N-H82 is the source of this 1634-nucleotide messenger RNA. It is a transcript of the gene Lcc9, whose product is annotated as laccase, multicopper oxidase, benzenediol:oxygen oxidorectuctase. Gene Ontology annotation, molecular function: oxidoreductase activity; copper ion binding. The record is from RefSeq and is a predicted model, not a curated record. NCBI's taxonomy places the organism in Eukaryota, Fungi, Basidiomycota, Agaricomycetes, Agaricales, Hydnangiaceae. The transcript is spliced from 14 exons. The coding region runs from base 1 to 1551 and encodes 516 amino acids.
AUGCGUCUCUUAACCCUCACACUCCUUUUUCUACGGAUAGUUAGUGCGUCGAUAGGACCGACCGCGGACCUCCAUAUUGUCAAUAAUAAUAUACAGCCGGAUGGCUUCACUCGUUCUGCCGUCCUUGCUGGUACUUCGUCCACAGUUGGGACAUUCCCUGGACCGCUUAUUUCUGGUGCAAAGGGUACCACUUUCUUCAUGAAUGUCGUUAAUCAUUUGACCGACACGACGAUGUUGACAACUACCAGCAUUCAUUGGCACGGCAUGUUUCAGCAUCGCACGAGUUGGGCGGACGGUCCAAUUGGAGUGACGCAAUGUCCCAUCACUCCAGGCGACUCAUUUUUAUACCAGUUCUCCGUUCCUGACCAGGCUGGAACCUUUUGGUACCAUUCUCAUCACUCGGCACAAUAUUGUGAUGGUCUUAGAGGUCCUCUUGUGAUAUACGACAAACUGGACCCAAACAGGGCUCUAUACGACAUCGAUGAUGAAACAACUGUUAUAACUCUCGCGGACUGGUAUCACACCCCAUCGCCUCAACUUAACUCCUUCCCCACACCAGACGCUACAUUGAUCAACGGGAAAGGUCGUUACUCUGGCGGACCUGCCGCUCCCCUCUCAAACAUCACCGUUGUUCAGGGCAAGCGCUAUCGUUUCCGCUUGGUCUCAAUGUCAUGCCUCCCCAACUAUGUUUUCUCCAUCGACGGGCACACUAUGAACAUCAUCGAAGUCGACGGCAUCAGUGUCACACCAACGACUGUUGACUCCAUCCAAAUAUUUGCCGGCCAGCGAUACUCCUUCGUUCUAACCGCCAGUCAACCAACCGACAACUACUGGAUACGUGCGCUUCCCAAUGUUGGGACACCAGGCUUCAACGGCGGCAUCAACUCGGCUAUUCUUCAAUACGCUGGCGCACCUAAUCAAGACCCUACCAGUACCCAAACUGCCAGCGUCAUGCCGAUGCGUGAAACAGACCUUCACCCGUUGGUAAACCCGGGCGCCCCUGGCCCCGCAAAGCCCGGUGCUGCAGAUAUCAAUAUCAAUCUGAAUAUUGUGUUCAACUAUACCCUGUUCAAGUAUACCCUCAACGGGGCCCCUUUCGACCCACCGACUGUUCCCGUGCUUUUACAGAUCUUGAGUGGAGCGAAGACCGCGCAAGAAAUGUUGCCCCCCGGAAGCGUGUACGUCCUUCCUCGGGAUAAGGUUGUUGAAGUUACGAUGCCAGCGGUCGCGCUUGCAAUUGGAGGUCCGCAUCCACUUCAUUUGCACGGGAACACCUUCGACGUUAUCCGCAGUGCAGGCAGUUCGACUUACAACUUUGUGAACCCUGUCCGUCGGGACGUGGUCAGUAUCGGACAAAAUGGGGAUAACGUCACCAUUCGUUUUACGACGAACAAUGCUGGCCCGUGGUUUUUGCACUGUCACAUUGAUUGGCAUAUGGUCCUCGGCUUGGGAGUUGUCUUCGCUGUAGAUGUUCCAACUAUUUCUAGUACCAACCCUCCUGCUGCGUGGAAUCAACUGUGCCCUACCUACAAUGGUCAAUCUGCCCCGUAGUCACUCGUUUUCACUGGACUUGUUUUGUGCGCUGAUGUGGUAGAACAUUCUUAUAUAUAUUUGUACGUUUCCCAACUAUUUCA